Dreissena polymorpha is the source of this 2337-nucleotide messenger RNA. Its product is annotated as DBH-like monooxygenase protein 1. Gene Ontology annotation, biological process: dopamine catabolic process; norepinephrine biosynthetic process; octopamine biosynthetic process. Bases 16 to 1782 code for a protein of 588 amino acids. Gene Ontology annotation, molecular function: copper ion binding; dopamine beta-monooxygenase activity. The record is from RefSeq and is a predicted model, not a curated record. NCBI's taxonomy places the organism in Eukaryota, Metazoa, Mollusca, Bivalvia, Myida, Dreissenidae. Gene Ontology annotation, cellular component: secretory granule membrane. The transcript has 12 exons.
ACAAAGCACACAGAAAUGUUGCGACUCGGAAUGCUUGCGGCCUUUUUAAUGUCUGUGGGCGUGGUAUGGGGCCAGAUGCCGGACCGGACCCCUAACACGAGGUACCCGUAUGUGACCGACAUGGACCAUGAGGGCGCCUAUGUGCUCAGAUGGGGCCUUAAUGCCACUCAUAUCUGGUUCGAGGUUCAAGUGAAAACUCUCGGUUACGUCGGCUUCGGCAUAUCGCGUGACGGACGCAUGGUGCCCGCUGACGUCAUUAUCGGCUGGGUAGCCGGAAACCAGGUCCACUUUCAGGACUACCACACGGAGCGGUACGAGGCGCCCACAGUCGACUCGUCCCAGGACUGGCUGGUCGACUACGGGUACGAGGAGGCUGGCUGGACCGUGUUGGGCUUCACUCGGGCACUCGACACCUGCGACACGCUGGGCGACUUCAAGAUAACCAGGGACACACAGCGUCUUAUCUAUGCGUACCACACCGAGGACCCUGACGUCACCAGCCCCAACCCCCUGAUACGUCACACCGUGAGAGGCCGGAAAUCGGUGUCUCUCAUGACUACGUCACAUCCGCCCGCGGAGCUUCCUAUCGACAGCAGCGUGAUUGACUUCACCAAUGACAACUUUUCGAUCCCGGUUGCAAAUACGAGUACGUACAACUGUCGCCUGUUCGACCUCAGCGACGUUAACGUUAAAUAUCACAUCAUCAAGAUGUCACCGGUGUUCAGCCCCGGUAUGGAGCAGUACGUGGACCACAUGGUCCUCUACAGGUGCCGCAUCGCAGACCCCGCCAGCCUACUCGUGAACGGUGCGAGCUUCAACUGCUUCUCGGACGCGCCCGAUCACGUGCAGUUCUGCCGCGAGCACGUGGCGAGCUUCGGGCACAGGAACAAAGAGGACUUCUACCUACCGGAAGACGUUGGUAUCCCUAUCGGGGGCACGGGGGAAUCGAACCUGUACGUGCUGGCCACACACUAUGUCAAUGAGCUGCAAACACCAAAUCUUGUGGACAGUUCCGGUAUCCAGCUGACGUACACAGCGGACCUGCGGACCAACGAUGCCGCCUUCCUGUCCAUGGGUAACAUCAUCAGCCCCAACUGGCUGCAGUACAUCCCCCCGGGCGAGCCGAGCUUCCAGCAGCGGGCAUACUGCUCCGAGCGCUGCAUCCAAUGGGGAAUGAACAGUACUCAGAACGCGCUACCGAUGACAGUUGUUGGAGCCAAGUUCCACUCGCACGAUCUUGCAACGGAGAUGAAGUUACGUCACGUAACGAAGACGUCUUCCGGUGCGUACGUGGAGAACCCCUGGUUGGCGUAUGACGGCGCCUUCGACAGUGACCAGCAGGCGUUCCGCGUGGCAGAGAAGCGACGUAACGUGUCUUUCACUGAUCACCUGAUGCUGGAGUGCACCUAUGAUUCCUCGACCCGAGGCUUCCCCACAUUGGGUGGGUGGCAUCCCGACAACGAGCUGUGUCGAGCCUACGUUCUCUACUACCCGCGCAAGAUGCUAGAGGGAUGUAUGAGCUGGUCCAACUACGACCAGCUGCGAAAUCAAAUCGGCCAGCCGGUGAACGGAAGUGACGUUUUUAACACCCUGCUCGCCACUGAUUGGUCGAACAACAACGUGAUGCGCGUUAACCUCAAGCACGCCCUUCAGAACUCCAUCGAGAACGCCCAGUGCUGGUCCUCCAGACAAGAUCCCUCGUACGCCGUGGACUGGUUCCAACAGACUGAUAUCACCAUACAGACACCGUACCAGCCCACAGAAACACGCACCUGCGUCUAGAUGGCGUCGCGAGAGGGUGUAAUAUCAAAGAUGACGUUAUAACGUCAAAGUGCCAUGAGUGUUUUUAUUAUAUCCGGUUAAUUGAAACACAGACUGACCCGAGUGCCAUGGUGAAAACAUGUAUAUCAUCGUGUAAAAACGUGUUAAACGGAUAACCCACUUACAGAACCAUUUAAAACAUGAGGCUGUUCUUAUUAAAGUCUGAUACUUGUGAAUACAAUAACAUUUUGUUUCAAAAGCAUAAGUUUGUGAACAAAUCUCAUAAACACGACAUCAAGUAAAUGACUGAUAUUUAUUUAACAUAUCUUGAAUAAGACUUUUUGUAAAAAACGGAUUAAGCACAGUGAGGUGAUUAACAUAUCACAUUUGGUUCAAUUGAAUUUUAGAUUAUAUGGCUAUAGAGUAAACUGCAUUCUAUCCUGAAUGCACUGUACUUUACCAUUUAAAUGAUUUUAUUACUUCCCUUCUCAACAUCGCAAUAAGCACAAUAUGGUUUCAUUAAGCGAUUAAAGUCUGAAGAAUGUGUUUUCAACUUUAUUAAAUGAACUAUUCCUU